Molecule: messenger RNA, 537 nt
Organism: Sphaerodactylus townsendi
Lineage: Eukaryota; Metazoa; Chordata; Lepidosauria; Squamata; Sphaerodactylidae
Product: inositol-trisphosphate 3-kinase A-like
Exons: 4
Coding region: 1-480 (159 amino acids)
Biological process (GO): inositol phosphate biosynthetic process
Cellular component (GO): cytoplasm; nucleus
Molecular function (GO): inositol-1,4,5-trisphosphate 3-kinase activity; inositol tetrakisphosphate kinase activity
Source: RefSeq, a predicted model, not a curated record
AUGGAUGGCAAGAAACUUUAUGUCAGUACUACCAGGAAGAUAAGUAAAAGAGGUUUACAGAAUACAAACAGGCACUUGAUCCAACCAGAGUGUUCUGGAUUCAGAAACAAGUUUCUGCAUAAAAAAGCAUGGCAAACAAUAAAAACAAUUGUCAACUUGCCAGUCAUCAGUCCGUUCAAGAAGCGAUACUCCUGGGUGCAGCUGGCUGGUCACACAGGAAGUUUCAAGGCAGCUGAUGGUGGGACUAUUCUGAAACGCUACUCGGAAAAUGAGGAGAAGUGCUUUGAACUGCUGAUGAACGAUCGGUUAUACUCCUGUGUCCCCGUCUUCCAUGGUGUGGUGGAGAGAGAUGGUGAAUCUUAUAUCCAACUAGACGAUCUUCUUACAAACUUUGAGGGACCUUGUGUGAUGGACUGUAAGAUGGGGAUAAGGUGGGAGACCUUGAAAUCCAGUUGUCUCAUUGUGAUAGAGAUGAGAUAGGUGCAUGCUUGUUGCCUUAUUGGUGAAUGGGAGAGUUUCUACUACAAUGAUACAAAA